AGAAAAUCGACAACUUGACUGUCGCUUCUGGACCAGGCCGAACUCACCACAACAGUUGCUGCCUAAAUCGGGUCAAGACUGGGCAAAGCCUGAAUUCUGAGCGGCGUGUUCAGCUGACGAAGUUUCUCAUCUUUUGACUAUUGCAGCCACAUUACCACAUCACUCGGUAUAAUGGCCGACAUCCAAGCCAAGCUGCAAACUCUCUCUGAGGAGUUCACCAAACUCCAACAAGACCUCCAAGACGCAGUUCAGUCGAGACAAAGGCUUGAAGCCCAGAAACAGGAGAAUCUGGGAGUUCAAAAGGAGUUCGUCAAGUUAAAGGAAGGCGAGACCAUCUACAAGCUUAUCGGCCCUGUGCUACUUAAGCAGGAGAAGACCGAGGCUGAGAGCACCGUCAAGGGGCGGUUAGAGUUCAUCGACAAGGAGAUCUCUCGGCUGGAGAAACAUAUUAAGGAGACGCAAGGCAAGAUCGAGAAGAAGAAGGGCGAUAUCAUCCAGGCGCAGACCAGCGCUCAAGCUGCGGGAGCACAGGCGGCCAAUGCCUAAUGAUAGGGUGGCCUCGCCUCAGCGUCGCCUCAGCCAGCCCGCUGACGGAACGAUGCGUUGAUAGAGCCACAGCUGGCUUAACGAUAA
This is a messenger RNA of Thermothielavioides terrestris NRRL 8126, 633 nucleotides long. RefSeq lists its product as uncharacterized. Gene Ontology annotation, cellular component: prefoldin complex; cytoplasm. Gene Ontology annotation, biological process: chaperone-mediated protein complex assembly; protein folding. The transcript has 4 exons. NCBI's taxonomy places the organism in Eukaryota, Fungi, Ascomycota, Sordariomycetes, Sordariales, Chaetomiaceae. Bases 172 to 546 code for a protein of 124 amino acids. Gene Ontology annotation, molecular function: protein-folding chaperone binding. The record is from RefSeq and is a predicted model, not a curated record.